This is a messenger RNA of Xyrichtys novacula (pearly razorfish), 2698 nucleotides long. The record is from the annotation of a GenBank genome assembly. NCBI's taxonomy places the organism in Eukaryota, Metazoa, Chordata, Actinopteri, Labriformes, Labridae.
AGAAAAGUUUUCUCUCAAGUGUUGAACACCAACAAAAAGGACCAUAGAGGAGAGACUAGAGUACAGUAAGUACUCUAUAUCUAUCUAUCUAUCUAUCUAUCUAUGUAAAGAUAUAAAUAUAUUUGCGUUUUGUUUUUGUUCAUCUUCUUACUCUGUGUGCUUCUAAAGCAAGGGAAUGGCUGUACUAGCUCCAACUAAAAAUGUGAACGCGUAGUAGUGUAGGAUAUUGUGCAUUCCUAGAAAAAAAAAUCUGUUUGGAUUUGAGAUCAACUCAGAUAUCCAGUCAAAGAAUGUAGUUUGUUUCUCUCCCUCUCUCUCUCUCUCUCUCUCUCUCUCUCUGUCUCUCUUUGUCUUUCUCCCUACUCCCCCUCAACGUGCAGUUACUUGGUCUGUUCCCUUCACAGGGGCGCUGCUUUCCAUUGUCGCCUAACAGGGGAACAGAAACGUUUUCUCAAAAGUGUUGAACACCAACAAAAAGGACCCUAGAGAAGAGACUAGAGUAAGUUUGAUUGAAAACCACCGCUGUAUUCCUCUGUUGCACAGACUCUUUCCGCAGUACGGGCACUGGAUCAACAGAGAGAAGCAAGAGAAAGAAACUUGAAGCAGUCUUGACCACAUCAACAAAAAGGACCGUAGAGGAGAGAAUAAAGUAAGUAAUCUAUCUAUCUAUCUAUCUAUCUAUCUAUCUAUCUAUCUAUCUAUCUAUCUAUAUAUAUAUAUAUAUAUAUAUAUAUAUAUAUAUAUAUAUAUAUAUAUAUAUAUAUAUGUACAUAUAUAUAGUUAUAUGCUUUUCCUUUUUGUUUUCCUUCUUACCCUCUGGCUUUUAAAUCAAGGGGAUCUCGAUAAUAGCUCUGUAUCCCCUAAGCCACAUUUCUCUCUCUUCUUUGCAGGCCGAGUGAAAUGGAUGUCUCGUCAGAAAUAUGGGGAGGUUGAAACUUCUUGCUUUUUGGCUCAAUGAUCCCCCUCACUCUCCACUACCACUGAAUUGUGCAGUUGUUUGAAAAAACAAAAAACAAAAACACAGGAUCGAGGAUUCGUCUGAGGAAGGACGGACGACAGGGGUGAGUAUGAAGAAAACCAAAAACACAGGAUGGAGGAUUCACAAGGAGAGGAGCAACAAAAAGCGCUCUCCCCGAGAGCAGCUGGCCUCUGCGGCUACAGCCGAAGACGAUCUCGACGAGGGAAAUUGCCGAAGGUGAGUAUGAAAAAAAACAACGGAUAAAAACAGGUGAGUAUAAAAAACAUAAAACACAGGGUCGAGGAUUGGUCUGCGAAUCAACUGAGAGGAGCAACAAAUAGCACUCUCCUGGAGCCGGCUGGCCUCUGCGGCUACAGCCGGAGACUAUCUCGACGAGGGAAAAAGGCGCACGAUUGCACCUAGCGUGUAGUGCAUGGAUGGAAACGCAGGAUCGAGGAUUCUUCUGCAAAUCAACGGAGAGGAACAACAAAAAGAACUCUCCCCGAAAGGGGCUGGCCUCUGUGGCUACAGCCGAAGACGAUCCCGACAAGGGACAAAGAAGCAGACUGCAGCUGAGCGAGGACAAUGAGGGAAACACUGAAGGUGAGUAUAAAAAACAACCAAAAAAAAACAGGUGAGUAUAAAAACCAUAAAACACAGCAUCGAGGUUUGUCUGUGGAUCAACGGAGAGGAAAAAAGCGCUCUCCUGAUCCUGAGCGAAGAGUACAAUGCCUGGGCUCUAGAGGUAAGAGUUGGCACCCCCCACGCAUAUGAAGUGAAAACGACUCUAUCACUCUGUCAGUUGUACAACAGCAAAGUUUAAAUUGUAUAAUCGGCAGAGGUUGGAGAGUGUUGGAGUUGUCCCGUCAUCUCUAAGCCAGGGAAAAACGUUUGAUAGAGUUGAGAGUACAUCAUAAAAUGUGGACUCGAUAUCACUGACUGUACUAGCUUCUGUAUAAUUCUGUGUUUCAAUCUGUCUGUGUCAAGGUCUACACACACAAACACACACAUUUCAGUCAAACACACACACACACACACACACACACACACACAUAUAUAUAUAUAUAUAUAUAUAUAUAUAUAUAUAUAUAUAUACAUAUAGGUUUGAAGUGGCUCAAAAGAGCUUGAUGCUAUUGUAUAUUUUUGUGCUAAUUGCAAUUUUAAUUGUCGGAAUAUCUAUGUCCAAUCUUAAUCGUUUGAUCUGGAUGUUUGACAAAGAACAUUUGUUUUAGGGUGUACCCACCUGGCAUGAAUUGCAUGUAUGUAUGUGUGUGUGUGUGUGUGUGUGUGUGUGUGUGUGUGUGUGUGUUUUCUACACUGCCUGUGUAUUGUUUUCUUUUUGUUUUUGUUUUUUGUUUACAGUGCCCUCUGCAUGACUGGCCAUCCUGUGAGGGAUGGACAGAGAGAGAAAGAAAGAAAGAGACACAAAGGUUUCCCAGAUGUUUUUUUUUUUAAUUUAUUUUCAUUUCUAAGAUCAGAAAAUAUUGUAAAGAUGUCUGAACACCAACAGAAAGAAAGUGUUUGUACAUAAAAAGUGUUUUACAAAUGGAAAGGAAAAAAAAAAAAUACGCCUUGCUUCAUCAUACAACUUUUUUUCCUUUUUCUUACUGCAGUGUCCAAGGCUUGGUGAGGCUGAGCAAAGAGGACAACGCCUGGGCUCCAGAGGCACGAGUCGGCACCUCUCGCAUAUGGAGUGAAACGACUCUAUCACUCUGUCAGUUGUGCAACACCAAAGUUUGA